This is a messenger RNA of Apis laboriosa (Himalayan honeybee), 1565 nucleotides long. Its product is annotated as GTP-binding protein Di-Ras2. Bases 672 to 1493 code for a protein of 273 amino acids. The record is from RefSeq and is a predicted model, not a curated record. NCBI's taxonomy places the organism in Eukaryota, Metazoa, Arthropoda, Insecta, Hymenoptera, Apidae. Gene Ontology annotation, molecular function: GTP binding; GTPase activity. The transcript has 5 exons.
UAUAUAUAUAUAUAUAUAUGCAUAUGUAUAUUUUUAAAUAUUUAGCAUACGAUAAUUUUAUUGAUUAUUACUGAUUUCGAUAUUUUGUGAAUUUCGCGUAUACACGAAAAUAAGCAUGAUGAAAGGAAAAAAAUUAAUAGUCGGUUAUUGUUAAGGUGUACGAUCGACCGCAUUAUCGAAAAAUAAAUAAUGCUGCGCACGCUCCUUAAAGGGAAGUUGAUUUUCAUAGUACCUGGCGGCUAACGCAAGUCAUAACAGAACACUCUGAACGGGGGUUGUUCAGUGUCGUCUUGACAGUAGUUGAGAUUGGAGUUGAAUCUGUCUUUCUUAUAUUACAUAUAUAUACAUAUAUAUACGUAUAUAUAUAUAUAUAUAUGUAUAUAUAUAUAUAUAUAUACACACACACACACACACACACACACAUAUAUUGUUGCACGUUGUCCAACAGAUAAUCUAUUGUUAUAUUUUAGACUACGUUCUACUACAAAUUCUAUUUGUGUUUUGCUUGUUAUAUUGAAAUCGCAAAUCGAUCGGAAUUAAAAAGAAGAAAAAAAGAAAAAAAAACAAGAAAGAAAGCUAUCGAGAAGGAAAAAGCAAGCAACGAGAGAAACGAUAACAUCAAAUAUCACGAAAAAUUUUCUUAAAUUUGCGCUUCUUUUUUAAAUAGAAAAAUGGCUGAUCACGAAAGAAUCAGAUUGGUGAUAUUAGGUGGUGCCGGUGUUGGGAAGAGCGCAAUUAUACGUCGUUUGCUCGGUCAAGGAUUCAGCGAAAGAUACAGACCUACGGUCGAAGAUCUCUAUACGAGGGAAUGCGUUCUCGGUACGCUUACUCUCAAAGUUGAUCUUUUGGAUACUGCGGGUGACUUACAAUUCCCAGCUAUGAGAAGAUUGAGCAUAGCUACGGCACAUGCGUUUCUUCUUGUUUACGCUACGACAUCUUUGCCUAGUUUCGAAUGCAUAAAGCGAUGUUUUGAAGAAGUGAGGGAACAACGACCGGAUUUUCAGGAAGUACCGAUAGUCGUUGCUGGAAAUAAAUUGGAUCUUGCAACAACGCGAAGAGAAGUACCGAUCGAAGAUGUAAGCGAAUGGUUAUAUUGCGAAUUGCCGAAACUUCGUGCGAAAAUAAUGGAAUGUUCGGCUAAAGAUGAUUAUAACGUUAAAGAUAUUUUCCGAUGUUUCAUCACUUUAUCCAAAAUCGUUCCAAAAAAUCAUGUUGGCGAAUCAGACGAAUCGGGACUUCGACGGAGAUGUUCCGCAUAUGGAUCGCGCAGAAGCGAUCGAGUCGGUAGAUCUGGCAGUCCACACGGUAGAACCGGAAGUGCCGGCUCUGUUGGUAAUUCUCAGCAAGUGGUCCCAGCACAAAGUACAAAUGUCGUCGCCAUCAAUGAGGAGGCGAAGAGCAAACCGCGCAGUCGUAGCUUAAUUCGACGCACCUCGCGAAAAACUAAACAACAAAUUAGAGACACUUAUACGGAUGAUUGUAAUAUCUCUUAAUUAUACACACACACACACACAUACACACAUUCUCUCUCUCUCUCUCUCUCUCUAUAUAUAUAUAUAUAUAUA